AUCAUAGCAAAAAAGUAACAUUUCCUGCCUCAUUUCCUUCCAGUCCUGUCCAGUCUCUCUCUCCAGAAUAUAUUCAGCAGCAAUCAUUCACAUCACCAAAAUGGUGCUGUAUAUAUGUAUGUCCACACGUAUCUAGCUACAAAAUCUUUUAACACAAUGAAAUCCACUCACAUCUUCACCACCCACAGCCAUGGCUCCGUCUCCCUCCUCUUCUUCUUACUCGUUCUCUCCCUUUCUCCAGCGGCAGCCCAACCAAGCCCCAAUCCAGACAACAUGUACCCGCGCUUCAGCCCCUCCAUGGCCGUCAUCAUCGCCAUCCUCGUCGCCGCCCUCUUCUUCAUGGGCUUCUUCUCCAUCUACAUCCGCCACUGCUACGACGCCUCCGCCGGCUCCAACGUCGGAGCCGCCCUCCGCCGCGGCAGCCUCUCCCUACACGCCCGCCGCACCGCCGCCCGCGGCCUCGACGCGUCGGCGAUCGAGGCCCUCCCGACCUUCUCCUACUCCGAGGUGAAGGACCACAAGAUCGGCAAGGGCGCGCUCGAGUGCGCCGUCUGCCUCAACGAGUUUGAAGACGAAGAAACGCUGCGUUUGCUCCCCAAAUGCGACCACGUCUUCCACCCCGACUGCAUCGACGCCUGGCUCGCCUCCCACACCACCUGCCCGGUCUGCCGGGCUAAUCUCGCCCAGCACACCGAUUCCGACCCGGUCCAGCCGGAGGAGACCGAUCCUCCGGUUGAGGCUGACCAAUCCAGAGACGACGAGAUUGUAAUCCAAGUGGACGAAGAUGAUCAUCCGCAGCCGUCUGAGCGAAACCUGAGUUUCGAAACACCGAACCGGCCGGUGAGGUCGUGGUCGAUUCGGAGGCCGAAGAUGCUCGGGUUUGGUAAGUACCGGUCGCACUCGACCGGGCACUCGCUUGUCCAACCGGGUGAGAAUCUUGACCGGUUUACACUGAGGUUGCCCGAGGGAGUGAGGAAGGAGGUGAUGGACCGGGCAACGCUGAACCGGACUAGAAGCCUCGCGGCGGGGCUACAAAGGGAAAGUAGUUCGAGGAAAGGCUACCGGGCCGGGAGGUUCUAUAAGCGGCUCGAGCUGCCCGGUCGGGGAGCCAACUCGGACCGGUGGGUGUUUUUCACGAGAGGGAUAUCGUUCCGAUCGCCGAGGGUGGUGGCUGACAGCGGCGAAGGGUCCAGCUCAAAGAGGAGCGGCGGGAAGACGCCGGUGAAGAUGCCGUCGUUCAAGUGCUUGGAACCAAAGACGGACGGAGAUGAAAACCGGCCGUUUUCGGAGCCGCCGCCAGUUUAGGGGAAUUAGUUAGUCAAAUUUGGCGGAAAGAUGUAUUAUGGCAUGGAGAGGCAGUUGGCAGAGAAGACAAGGUUCGGUGGGUCCCGCAAGGGUAGAAAAAAAGUCUAAAUUGGCUAUUUUCUAAUUGGAAUCGGAUUCUAGAUUAACUGUGCUUUUAUUUUUGGUUUAUUUUUUUUCGUCCACACGCUGCACAUGCAUUUAUUCUUCUUUUUUAAUUGACUAUAUAACUGUUUAUUAUUCAUUGAUUUGUAGCACAGUAUAUCAUUUUUGUGCAAGUUUGAGGAUGAGAGUAGGAAGUCGAUGCUGUAAAUUCUUUUA
Molecule: messenger RNA, 1623 nt
Organism: Salvia splendens (bonfire salvia)
Lineage: Eukaryota; Viridiplantae; Streptophyta; Magnoliopsida; Lamiales; Lamiaceae
Product: E3 ubiquitin-protein ligase ATL6
Exons: 1
Coding region: 115-1305 (396 amino acids)
Source: RefSeq, a predicted model, not a curated record